Diversispora eburnea is the source of this 854-nucleotide messenger RNA. Lineage: Eukaryota; Fungi; Glomeromycota; Glomeromycetes; Diversisporales; Diversisporaceae. The record is from the annotation of a GenBank genome assembly.
AUACACCAAUAGAUGAUAAUGAUCUAUUUUGUUUUGUUCGAAAAUUCCAUAAUGAAUUUAAUGAAAAUCUUGCCAAAACUAUUACAUCUGGAGAUAUGCUUUGCAUCGAUAAAUCAAUAUCCAAUGCACGAACUAAUUUAUUUUUACAAUUAGAUUCUGUAGAGCCUCCGGAAUAUUCUAGUAAAAAGAAAUUUGCUGAACAUUCAGUAACAAUUGCAACUAUGUUAUUAUUAACUGAACCAUGGUUUAGUAGUGGAAGGACAAUCAUUGCCAAUUCAUGGUUUGGUAGUGUAAAGGCAUGCACUACAUUAUAUAAACAUGUUGGAAAAUUUGAUGAUGUUGAUCUUACCUUGUGCUCUCUUCGUGAUCGUAAAAAUAUUGUUCUCCUUGCCAGCUGUUCUACAACAAACUUUAAGAAUGAAAUAACUAGGUAUAUUAAGGGUCAUGGUAAUGUUAAAUUUCAUAGGCCCACUGUUUUUGAUGAAUAUAAUGAGUAUCGAUCAGCUGUAGAUAUACUCAACAAUUUACGUGACAAUGCACUUUCUUAUUAUGAUGUUCUCACAACAAAAUGUUCAGAAAAUCGAAUUUUGGCUUUUUAUUUUUCUGUUGCAAAGGCAAAUAGCUAUUCUGCAUACUGUCAAUUUGUUCCUGGAAAAAAAAAUAUGAAACAUGUAGAUUUUUGUAAGCAUUUAGUAAUUUCAAUUUUUGAUUACUAUUCAGAAGAUGAAACUGUUGAUGAUUCUUCAUCUUCACGACUUAAAGGAAAGCAUAUUCAACGUCAUUGCAUUAGUUGUCAUAAACGUACUACUACUGGUUGCAGGUGUUCCAUGCCACAAGCCAUGUGUUCAAAUUGA